CCAGCGUCGCAUAGCAUGGCCUGUGACUUCUUCUUCCCUCAACCGGGUGGAGUAGAAUGUCACAUUUACCAAUUGUCGACGAAGCUUAUCGAUCGGGGCCAUAAAGUGGUUAUCAUUACACAUGCUUAUCAGGGUCGAACGGGCGUCCGUUAUCUCACAAAUGGAUUGAAGGUCUACCAUGUACCUUUCUUCGUCAUUUAUCGCGAGUCGACUAUGCCCACGGUCUUCUCUUUCUUUCCGAUCUUUAGAAACAUCGUUAUACGCGAACAGAUUCAGAUUGUACAUGGACACGCUUCGUUGAGUAGCUUUUGUCACGAAGCCAUUCUUCACGCCCGGACUAUGGGUCUGCGGACUGUGUUUACAGACCACUCGCUCUUUGGAUUUGCAGACGCUGGGUCUAUCUUGACGAACAAGCUGCUUAAGUUCAUCUUAAGUGACGUUGACCAUGUGAUUUGCGUCAGCCAUACAUGUAAAGAGAACACAGUCCUUCGAGCAUCGUUAGAUCCAUUGAUGGUAUCUGUAAUUCCUAACGCCGUCGUUGCGGAGAACUUCCGGCCACGGGCCUACACUCCCCGAAUAACGGAUAGACUAUCUGGGGGAUCUCAGGAGGUACAGGCUUCACCAGAGCUACUGGGGCCAGACGACACGAUUACAAUUGUGGUUAUCUCGCGCCUCUUUUACAACAAAGGGACGGAUUUGUUGAUCGCCGCUAUCCCGAGAAUAUUAGCGUCUCAUCCGAAUGUACGCUUCAUCAUCGCCGGGUCUGGACCCAAGGCCAUCGACCUCGAACAAAUGCUGGAAAGGAAUGUCCUACAAGACAAGGUCGAAAUGCUUGGCCCUGUGCGACAUGAAGAGGUCCGCGAUGUCAUGAUUCGAGGCCACAUCUACCUGCAUCCGAGUCUAACCGAGGCCUUUGGCACGGUCAUUGUCGAGGCCGCUAGUUGUGGUCUGUACGUGGUAUGCACACGUGUCGGGGGCAUCCCGGAGGUGCUACCUCAGCAUAUGACCACAUUUGCCAAACCGGAGGAAGACGACCUUGUAAUGGCCACCGGAAAGGCCAUUGCGGCAUUGCGCUCAAAUAAAGUGCGCACUGACCGCUUCCACGACCAAGUUAAGAUGAUGUAUUCCUGGAGAGACGUGGCGCAGCGGACAGAGCGCGUCUACAAUGGUAUCUGCGGGGAUAUCAGACCGGAAGAGUUUUACGGGUACUACCCCGGACAAGGGCUAGACGCCAGCGGGGACCGAGUGCGGAGUUUUGCUCUAAUCGACCGGCUGAAGCGGUACUACGGCUGCGGUGUCUGGGCUGGCAAGCUCUUCUGCCUCUGCGUGGUCAUUGAUUUUUUGCUCUAUAUUUUUCUGGAGAUGUGGUUCCCGCGGGUCAAUAUCGACAUUGCCCGCAGCUGGCCGAAGAAAGUGGAACAGAAGAGCGAAAAUGACGGUUUGAACAACAGCAGCAAAGGCUCCAGAUCUCAUUUAGCGUCCUGA
Aspergillus campestris IBT 28561 is the source of this 1485-nucleotide messenger RNA. RefSeq names its product phosphatidylinositol N-acetylglucosaminyltransferase subunit A/GPI3. The record is from RefSeq and is a predicted model, not a curated record. Gene Ontology annotation, molecular function: phosphatidylinositol N-acetylglucosaminyltransferase activity. Gene Ontology annotation, biological process: GPI anchor biosynthetic process. Gene Ontology annotation, cellular component: glycosylphosphatidylinositol-N-acetylglucosaminyltransferase (GPI-GnT) complex. The transcript has 2 exons. NCBI's taxonomy places the organism in Eukaryota, Fungi, Ascomycota, Eurotiomycetes, Eurotiales, Aspergillaceae. Bases 16 to 1485 code for a protein of 489 amino acids.